Molecule: messenger RNA, 1056 nt
Organism: Saprolegnia diclina VS20
Lineage: Eukaryota; Oomycota; Saprolegniomycetes; Saprolegniales; Saprolegniaceae
Product: pyrroline-5-carboxylate reductase
Exons: 8
Coding region: 1-1056 (351 amino acids)
Biological process (GO): L-proline biosynthetic process
Molecular function (GO): pyrroline-5-carboxylate reductase activity
Source: RefSeq, a predicted model, not a curated record
AUGCUCCGCGUCGCGACUGCCACCCUCCGCCGCCGGUCCCGCGUCGUCCGCGCUGCCUUUGCCUCGUCGCUCUUCGAGACGCCGGCCACGCCUCUGGUCCGGUACCGGUCGCACUCGGCCGUGCUAGAGAAGUACGCGCCCAUGUACACCAAGUCGGCCAAGCGCACGCGUGCCGACGAAGACGACGAAGACGAGAACAUGGGCCCGAACCCGACGCUCAACGUGAACCGCGUCGCGUUUAUCGGUGGCGGCAACAUGGCCGAGGCCAUCAUUACGGGCAUGAUGACACAGGAGCUCUUGCCGCCGAGCCAGGUCCUCGUCUCGGCGCCGAGCCCGGAAACACGCGACAAGUUUGACCAAAUGCACGUCGAGACCGUCGAUAAGAACAAGAAGGCGCUCGUCGGCGCCGACGUGGUGAUCGUCGCCGUCAAACCCCAAGUGCUCAAGCAAGCGGUCUUUGAGGAUUUGAAAAAGUAUCUCGACCCAAAUGCGCUCGUCAUCUCGAUCGUGGCCGGCGUCACGAUCGAUGCGUACAAGAAGGAGCUCGGCCCCGACACGUGCAUUGUGCGGUCGAUGCCCAACACGCCUGCCAUGAUUGGCGAAGGCAUCACGGUCUGGACGCAGUCAUCCAACGUCAGCGACGUCCAGCAUGAUCUCACAAAGAAAAUCCUCGGCGCGUUUGGCAAGCAAGUGUUUGUCGCGGACGAGAAGAACCUCGAUAUGGCCACGGCGCUCUCGGGCUCGGGUCCAGCCUAUUUUUUCCUUGUCGCCGAAGCCAUGAUCGACGCCGGUGUCCACAUGGGCUUUAGCCGCACGGUUGCGCAGAAACUGGUGCAGCAGACGAUGCUCGGGUCGGCGCUGUACAUGCAGUCGUCAGGCUUGCACCCAGUCGUGCUUCGCAACAACAUUACGAGUCCCGGUGGCACGACCGCCGCCGCCAUGUACCGUGCGGAGAAGAAUGGGUUCCGCGCUGUGAUUGCCGACUCGAUUUGGGCGGCUUACGACCGCUCCAAGGAGCUCGGCGCGCAGGCCGAAGCCAAGUCCCACGACCAUUGA